This is a messenger RNA of Seminavis robusta, 1118 nucleotides long. Lineage: Eukaryota; Bacillariophyta; Bacillariophyceae; Naviculales; Naviculaceae. The record is from the annotation of a GenBank genome assembly.
UUUUUUUGAAGUUCCAGUUUUCAUUUCCGGCCAUUAGCGACGGUAGCUAUUGGAACAGAACCGACCAUGGACGUUGCUACUGUUCGCUCCCUUUGUGCUUCUUGGCUGACCCUGUCAGAUGCCAUGGCUCUUCGCUGUUUGUCUCGUGGAUGGCGGGAGACCUUGGAUGAGAAAGAUGAUCCGCUGUGGGACAAUUUGAUUGAUGUUACCCAUGGAGCUGAAACUGCUGCUGUUCUGCGAAGAAGUUUUGCCCCAACAAGAGGAUGGCAGCUGGCACAACUCAUUCAUCAUGAGGAUGAAGAUGACCGUCCUAUUAUGAGUUCAUUGAAUCCAGAAGAUGUAGUUCUCAUGAUCGAAUUCUCAUGGCGGAAUCGCCACCAGGACUGCACAAGAGGGAAGCGCCGCAAAAUCAAUUUGGCGUCAUUUGUAUUGGAAGAUGCAUGCGACAGUGUGACCGAAACGAAAUACAGGUAUAAUGGGGAUGGAUCCAUUGUAUCCAUUUCUAUUCCAAAUCCGCACCACAAAGGAUGGAAUGAAGAUUAUCUGUCUGAAGGGGUCCUCAGUGGAUUUGAGAGAAAUCUUGAGGUCACUAUUUCGAAAAGACAAACAACAAUCCUUUAGCACCAUACUGGAUUUGUCGGCACUUCCCGGUAGUUUUCACGGACAUGGCCGGGGGGGGUGUGAAUACAGAACAGUUUUGCGCGGCAAUGGGCUCUACAAUUUCAAAUAAUCGCAGAAUUUGAGUGGAGGCUGUUCUACUCUUAUGAACAUGAUGAAGAAAACAAAGGAAUGGCUUUGGGAAUGUUACAGAAACCUCAAGUUGAGUUUUAUCUUGAGGAAUUUACCAUGAGUUUUGGCCGCGGCAAUGAUACUAAGAACGAUGAUGAGCUUGAGGACGAUGAAGAGGAUCCUGGUGACAACUUUGAAAGCAUUUCUGAAUUGAUGACAGCCAUGCAAGGGCUUCCUUGGAAGUAAGGACAAGAUUGAGACCAUUGGUGGAUCUCCUAUUGCUGGACUAUGUUCCCAACACAAAACCUCUCAGUCUACAGCUUGGUUUUACUUGUGCGAUUGCAGAUAUGCUAAUGGUAUAAUGAUUCAAGAUACUGAUAGAUUUUGUU